This is a messenger RNA of Botrytis fragariae, 432 nucleotides long. RefSeq lists its product as uncharacterized. The record is from RefSeq and is a predicted model, not a curated record. The transcript is spliced from 3 exons. Bases 1 to 432 code for a protein of 143 amino acids. NCBI's taxonomy places the organism in Eukaryota, Fungi, Ascomycota, Leotiomycetes, Helotiales, Sclerotiniaceae.
AUGCUAUCCCAUAUUCAUCUCAUGCCACAGCAUGAUCCAGGUCAUUGCAUUUCAGAACACCCCACAUGGGAAAUCUCAUUACAACGGUUGGUAACGAGUUGCGAAACUACGGGACGACGAGACUGCGAAGGAGGAGACUCAGCCGCGAUCUACCUAUCUCUCGGGGGGAACUGCGAACUGCGAACUGGCCACUGGGAACUGGAAACGAUCGAUUUCACGAGAAACCUGAAGACUUGUGAUGAAAGCAUAUAUCUGAAGGACCUUAGACAACCGUCCCAUUUGCGAGUGCGAGAUGCAAUGCAAUUCAAUUCAAUUCAAUUCAAUACCCAUUGGGCCAGACCAAAUUACGCCCUCCGCAUCAAGGUCACCUCUUUGGGCCGACACUCAUUUUGCCCUCGUGGUUCUGGGACAUCAAUGGGUCCUUGCCCCUGA